CUUCACCUGACAUUGUGAUCAACCGAGAAUACAAUCGCACUCUCGAGUUUUUUUACCCACCACAGAGAAGGAGCGAAGUAGCCCCGGACGAUUCCGCGACAGGCACCAGUCAGCCACCAACAACAGGAGAUGACGCCCUUAUUCUUGGACUGGAGCAUUUGGAGGGCAGAUGUCGAGCACAAGUAGUCCGUGGAAAGAUGUCGAGUACACCAGCAGGAGAAAAAAGUCCGUCCUCUAUCGCGAAGACGCCGUUGGUUGAGUUAAGGAUAAGAUUAUUUGUUUAUACUAAAAAUACUAAAAUGGUUGAUAAUGAUCACGCCUAGUAACAUUGUCUCCGAGCAGUGAUGUAGUAGUUUAUGCUACUUACAAGAAUCAUGAGACAUCAGGAGAUUCAUUGAUGUUGCAAUUGUUGCGCAUACAGGUAACUCUAAUACCCGACGCUCUGCUCCUUCCCGCAACUUCGCCUGUCCUUGCCGCCAGUACAACGGAGGAGGAGAAUUAUUUAGGAGGUGCAGCUCCAGACGAGGACUCACCGCUGCCACUUUCUGUGGUAAUGACAAGUGAAUCUCCCACUGCGCGAUGCCGAGUCAAUGUGAG
Messenger RNA from Amoebophrya sp. A25, 597 nucleotides. The record is from the annotation of a GenBank genome assembly. NCBI's taxonomy places the organism in Eukaryota, Dinophyceae, Syndiniales, Amoebophryaceae.